GUUGAAUUCACCGCCGAUUUGAGUGGCAUCGCGGCCUCGCGAUGGAGUCUGAUGCGCAGAGGCAGGCGCAGAGCGUGAAGACCUUGGCCAUCUUAGAGGCCAAGGAUGGGGUCAUCGAGCAGCUGGAGCAGCAGCUGGACUCCGUGCAGGCCAAGGUCUCGGAGCUGAAGUGCAAGCUCCAUGCUGCAGAGGAUCGCGUGCUGGCGGCUGAGCACGAGAGGCACCAGGCGCGGCAAUUGGCGCAGCAGCAGAAGGCGGGGGCCAAGAAAACCGCCGCCCAGGCGCUAGAGGCGGAGAAAAAGGCCCAGGCUGCGAGCUCGGAGGCGCAGCGCCUGCGCCAGGCCUGCCAGGACUUGGAGCUCGAGGCCUCUCGCCUCGCGCGAGAUGCGCGCCGCUCCCAUGCGCCGCGCGCGGACGGCGGGGAUGAGGCGCGGCUGCGGGCGGCGCUGGCGCAGCAGAGGGCGCAGUUGGCGGAGGCGGAGUUGCAAGCGCGGGCCAGGCAGUCGGUGCAGCCGAAAGGAGCUGACGGCCUGGGGCGGCUGAUGCGCCAGCACCAGGCGCGCCUAGACGCCCUGGAGACCGAGCUCCUUUCAGCCCGCAGCCCAUCUCCCGGCGGAUCCUCACGCAAGCUGCGGCCGCUGGAGGCACGGUGUACAGAGCACAAGGAGCGCCUGGAGGCCCUGAAGGAGCAGCGGAGGCGCUUGGAGCUGCGGCGCUCUGCUGCUGACGAAAGCGCCUUAGAGGACUUGGCGCAGGUGGAGGCUGCCGCAGAGCGGAGUCGGGAUGCAAGCGGAAAGCCAGCCCCCGGAGGUGAGCGGGCGCGAGAGCUGGAGAUGAGUCUGGUGGAGAAGGAGCUCCAGACACUGAAGGAGGAGCUGCAAGUGGCGGAGGAAUGCCUCGAGGCGGAGCCCAGCUGCGCCACACUGGGUGGCCGCGCCCGGGCGCUGCGCCGGGUGAAGGCCGUGCAGCAGGCACGCCUGCAGUUCUUCACGAAUGCAAAGGAGGAGUUCAGCCGAAAGACGAAGGAACUUCCCAAGCCCCCGGACCUCGCGCCAGAUGCCAGCAUCUUGGCGAGCUUGCGGUCGGCGAAGACAGUCUGCGAGGAGCUUCAGCAGGAGCUGCGCAGGUUGGGCCGAGACGCUGAGGACAAGGCGGCGAAAGGCAGAGAUCUGAAGACGGAGGUCCAAGAGAUGCAGAGGAAGUGGCAAGAGGAGGAGGAGGAGGACAUAGUGGUUCCUUCCGCGCCUGCCUGGCCGCAGCUGCCCGGGGGAGUGUUGAAGGAUUUGGUGGGGAACCCGCUGACGACAGCCGCGGGGCAAGCUGCCUUCGAGCAGGUGCUGCUUCUCCUGGCGCAGAGCCACCGGCAGGGUCUCCAAGCCCAGCACAGCUCCGCGCGCUGGCGCCGCGCCGCGCGAGGCGCCGUGGCGGCGGCGAAUUCGCCGUUCGCGGCGCCGGAGAUAGGCUUGCCGGUGGCUCCGGAGGAAUUACCGCGGUGUGCGCUGCAAGAGGCCCUGGACAAAGAGUUGCCCGGCCAGCGCGCCAAAUUGGAGGCGGAGGCCUCGGCGCUCUUCGCGGAGCGCGGUCGCCAGCUGCGGGAGAUCCAGGACUUGGAGGCGAGGAGUUGCUGGGAGGCAGCGCUGCGAGCGGAGAAGGAGGAGGCAGAAGUGGCGCAAGCGAGCAUGGAGUUUCUUGAGGGCAAUUGGCGAGAUGAGGUGGUGGAGGGUGCCUGGGCCAUGGCUCAGCGCGCCGGCUUCACGCCCAGUGGUGGGCCCGUGCUGCGGGCAGCGCAGGUCUUGCGCAUGAUGGGCCUGCAGCUGACCACCUACGAGCUGGCCUGGAAACUGCGCCUCACGCAGCUUCAGGGAGAUCACCUGGCCGUGGCCGCCGCGCUGGGCAGUUCCCAGGCGGCACCCGAUGCGCGCAUGCAAUGCAGGACAGAGCUAGCUGAGGCAGGACGUCUGCAACGUCGCGCGCAGCAGCUCGGCAACGAGGUGCAGCGGUGCCAAACGCGGCUCCAGGACGCCAAGGCGCGCGAGGAGGCGCUGAAGCUGCGGAGGGCGGACUUCUCGGCGCCGGGGACCUCCCAGGACCAAGCGCUGCUGAUGUCCAUGCUGGACGUCAUGCGCCAGGUCAUGGAGAGUUGCUCUCAGCUGGUUCCAGGGGAAGGCGAUGGGCCCUUCUCCACAGGCAUUGAGGCCGCCAUCCGGCAAGACGUGCAGGAGGUGAGCCGCUUCUGCCAGCAGCUGCAGAGGCAGCUGGAGGCCCAGCAGCAGCAGGUGGCCGCCGCCUGGAGCCGCGUGCGGGAGCGGAGCCUGGAGCAGAGCGCCAGGCCGGAUGAUUCAGAAGUGGCCCAUCGCCUGGAGUUUUUGCUGCAGACGCAGAAGGACCUGCAGCUGGAGUACAGGGACGCGGCAGAGGAGCUGCUUGCGUUGAGGGAGGAGACCCACCAGAACGAAGAGCAGGCAGAGGCUGCGAGCCGGACAAAAUCCUUGACCCAAGAGGCCCUGCAUCGAGCGUUGCCUGCAAAGGCGGACCUGAUGGAAGCGGAAGAGCAGCGCAGUGUCCGGCAGCUCGAGGCUGCCAUCCAAGAGGCUUGGCAGAGCCACAGCGCCUACGAGGAGGCCGAGCACAGGAAGCAGGCGGCGGCCAGCAGCGCGAGUCACUGGAAGCAGCGCCGGGAGGCGGCGGAGGAGGCGGCACAGGCCGCACGCCUCGCUGAGCAGCAGCACACGGAGCUGGCGCUGUGGCGCCGCGCGGAGCAAGAGGAGGCUGCUGCAGAAGUCCAGGCUCUACAGCACGAGGAGACGGAGGUGUCACGGCAAUUGAGAGCGGAGGAGCAACAUCUGCAGGAGGAGGCGGCCUCCGCCACGGAGCUCCAGGCGGCGGUGGCGAGGUGCGAAGACCAAGCAGCGGAGGCACAGAGGGCUGCGGCACACAGCGCGAGCAGCGCAAAUGCGCUGCGCGCGCGGUGUGCUGCGCUGCACGAGGCGCUUCCCCCUGGCGUCGAUUUUGCCGCAAAAGCGCCCGCGCCUCUUUCACCGGCGUUUUCGGCGGCGCGGAAAUUGGCGGUGCUGCGGCGGGAGGCAGAGGCUGCAUUGGCCCAGGAGCAGCAGAGCCGAGCGGAAGCCGAGCAGCUCACAGCCGAGGCGGCGGAGGCGCAGCGCGCGGCCGGAGAUCUGCGGAAGGCGAAGGAGGCCAAGGCCCUGCGGUUGGAGGCCGUGGAGGCGAAGGAGCAGUGGCAGGAAGUGGCGCAGCGGAACGAGCACUGGGAGUGGCGCCAGAACCUAAAGGCGUUGCAGCUUCAGGCCCAGCGUGGGGCCGAAAAGGCGGCGCAGAUGGCGGAGGAGUCCAAGCAAGAAGCCACCGCGGCGCACGAGCUGCGGAAGGAGGUCACGGACUUGGAGUCGCGGACGUUGCGGAUGCGCGCAGAGCUGGUGCACGCGCGCGCACCAGUGCUUCCGGAGCAGCCGCGGCGCGAGGAGGCCCUGCUCAAGGAACUGUCCGUGCUACGAGGGCAAAGUGAUGCCAUGUUGGAGGAGAUGGAUCGACUUCGCCGGGCCGUGGAUGAGAGUGAAGAGGCCAGCCAGCAGGCUGAAAAUUCGCAGCGCGCAGACAACUCGCAGCGGGCGAGCAGCGGGCGGGGCCGGCAGCGGCUGUUUCAGCAGCUGAACCGUAGCCGGGAGCAACGGGAGGCGUUGCGCCGGGAGCUGCAGAGCAGCGAGCGCGAGGAGCAGCGGCUCCGGCAGCAGCUCAAGGAGGUGGAGCAGCAACUGCAGGUGAGCCGAGAUGAUGCAGACCGAAAGCGCUCGCAUUUGGCGCAGCUGCAGCGCUCCCUAGAGGCCUCCAGCACGGAGCAGACCGAGCGGCUCACCUGGAGCGAGAGGCGCUCGGAGGCGCAAGAAGCGCUGCAGAAAGCAAGGCAGCAGUGCGCCAGGAAGGAUGCCACCCUCAAAGAGCUGCGGGCGGAGGCCCAGGAGCAGCGCCGGCUUCGGGAGCAGCGCCGUCGCGCAGAGCUUCAGGAGCAGCAGCGCUCGGAGGCGGAGGCCGCCCGCCUGAAGUGCCUCCGAGCGGAACUCAGGCGCAAGGAGCGGCUGCUGCAAGGCACACUGACCCAGACGGAGGUCCUGGAGUCGCAGCUGGCCAACUUGGGAUGAGGACGUGGGAUGAGGCGACCUGAAGACUCCGAGUCGAGUGUGCCGCUGUUUGCCGCUGAGAAGUGCACGCUGCAGCGUGCGACGACGCAAGGGGCGGGAACAAGACGCGAGUUGCUUGCGGAGCUUUUCGACUUGGGCAAGCGGCCUCAGCAUCACGCAGGUCCCCGGCUUAUCGAGGAGCUUGGCCUACACCCGCUCGAUCUGAACCGGUCGCGGGAGGUGCAGCAUUCGACCCAGGAGUUCAGUGACGCUCAAUGCGUUAGAUGUGAGCUGCACAGCGGCCAAGCUGAGAGAGUACCAAGGCACACGGUUGAGUCACCAAAU
This is a messenger RNA of Effrenium voratum, 4478 nucleotides long. Lineage: Eukaryota; Dinophyceae; Suessiales; Symbiodiniaceae. The record is from the annotation of a GenBank genome assembly.